AUGAUGCGAAUCUGUCUUCCCACAGCGUUCCUGCGUCUCGCGGACGAGCAGGAGUCGGAAACCCACGGAGGCUCACUCGCUUCGCCAGAGCGCCUCGUUGACCCCUCCCACUCGCUUCCCCAGGACGCCGAUCUCUCUUGUCCUCGAAGCUCCGAAUUCCCUGCCUUGGCGGCACCAGCGCCGUUCAAAGACACGCUUCCAUCAUCAAGACACGGGUCACCGCGCAGCGGACGUGAUCUGCGGACUGCUGCUGGGCGAAAUGCUGCUAGCUGGGCUGAACGCGCGUCUCUGGAAGCAGGCCGAGCAUCUCUGGACGCGCACCAGCAGGGAAUGAGCCGCCUGCCACCGCGCCCCGGCGGGCGAUUCUCCCUGGAGGAAUCUUGCUGCGGCCGCUCCUACCGCUGCGACACCAUGUGCUUUCGAGGCCUGGAGGCGUUUCCGGGGGAACCCACACGACGGUCCGAUGCCGCCACCGCCGCCGCCGCCUCUCCUCGACCUUCUGCGCCCAAGCAGCCGCUGGAGAGGAACUCAUCGCGCGGCAUUCCGCGGGUCAUGAGCGACGUUGAUCCGAUCUCGGCGCGUCGCUCUGACCCGGUUCACAUUCGUGGCGAAUCUGAUGGUUGUUUUCUAUCCCGGGGCAGGACUUGGGGCUCUGCGCGGGACACUUCUUGCAGCCACUCCGCCAGUUUUGCCAAUUUGGGCUCUUUGAACAACACGGGCAGUUUCUCGGAGUCGCGUGAUUCGAAUCAACCCCGUGCGUCAGGUUUGAGCCACAACACUCGCCUGCACAGCAGCCACAGGCACUCCCUAGGGGCGUCUCUCUCGGAUCUUGCUCUGAUUGAGGAGGCCCUGGGAUUCUCACAGCCAGACAGCCUCCAUGCUACAGACGCCAUGAGAUCAGAGGGCCGUUCUGACCCGGGUCACAUUUGUGGGGAUUCGCUCUGUGGGGGGUGUUCUUGGCGUGCUGCUGAGCUGGCGUGCAGCCCGAUGUGGGUGGAUAGUGCCAGGUCACGGAUUCAGGAGGCUGCACUGGCUGUGGUGGAGGCCCAGCAGGCAGCUGUGGAGCUGAGUGCACGGAUUGAUGAGGCAGAAGGACGUUCGACAGGAGGGCUUGCAUCGAGAAGCCUACCAGGAUUGUCCUCCUUUCCUGUGACUAGGAGGAGCUUUGAUGGUGUGGCAAGCCUGCGACAUCACAACUUGAAAUGCGACACUCCUGGGAGAGGCGACGGCGUUGCCGGGGCGCGAGUCUCCAGCCUCCCGUCGCGCAUGUCGUAUGCCACCGACAUUAGCCUGCUUUCCCGCCGCUCUGACGAUUUAAGCUCGCGACAGCAACGGCCGUGUUCCCGUCGCACGUCGUCGUGCAGCGACAUCAGCAUCCUGUCGUCCGCGUCGUCUGUAUACUCGCACGACGACGCGAACCGGACGUUGAUGUGCGUGGGAUGCUCGAGGUUAGACGCUGAGCUGGCUUGUGACCCGUUGUGGAUUGACAGCGCACGUGCGAGAAUUGGAGGCGCGGCAUUGGCUGUCGUGGAGGCGCAACAGGCAGCGGAAGAGCUGAGCGCGCGGGUAGAGAUGGGCGCAACUCUCCCUACGCGGGGUCUAGAAACGCCUGUGGACCCCCGCCAGCUUUGCAUGAGUGAGUAUCCUCCUCCCCCGAUGCAAUACCCCCCUCCGCCCCCUCAAUUUCCCCCUGCUGCCCCCGGUGGUUCGUACAACGGAGUUUACUCGGGAUAUGGGGAUGCCAAUGCAGCUGACGCUGCAGCAGCAGCGGGAGCAGCGGCCGCGGCGGCGGCGUCAGCUGGAGCGGCGGCAGCAGGCGGAUUUCCCCCACAGCACGCGCACGAGCAGCACUACCCGCGCCUGCCCCCGCCGCCGCCCGCUCCGCCGCUCCUCUCCGCCCCGCCUCCCGCGCACGCGCCCGUUCUCCCCCCUCCGCCCGCGCAGCCGCCGCAGUACCCCCCACCCGCAACACCAGCAUCAGGGGCGGCGGCGGGAGCAGCAGCAGCAGCGUACGUGCCGCCAGCCAAUCAGGCAGCGGAUAUGUCAGUGCUGUCACCAGCGGUGCUGGCGGCGGCACAGGCGGCAGCAGCGUCUGCAGGGAUGUAUUUUGAUCCGGCCGUUUAUGAUGUGGGUGGGGGUGGUUCUGUCACUCCCGGUGCUAAGCCAAAGAAGUCCCUCCCCUCGUGGCUUGUGGACGAGGUAGUCAAGAAGAAGGCAGCCCUCGCAGCAGCGGCAGGAGCCGCAGACUCGCCCGCCAAAGUCCCCUCCAAGGACAAGUGGUACAACGAUAGAGGCCCUCUCGCUGGCACUGGUGCUGGCGGUGGUGGCUCUACUCGUGGUGCUUCAGGUCGUGCUGGUGGUCGUGGAAGAGCGGGAGUGGAGGAGGAGGAGGACGAGGAGGAGGAGGAAGCGGAGGUGCAGAGGAGAAUGGCGAUGAACAACGAGAUCAAACGCGUGCUGACUGAAGUGCUGCUCAAGGUGGGUGGGAUGUUGAGAGGGGUCGCACGGGAGUCACAGGCAAUCAUAUCUUGGACGCCAGUGGAUGCUGCUGAGUGGCCUGUGGAAUGCGCUGACUCGCAUGCUGAAUUGGCCUGUAUUUCGUCUCUGCCGCCCGGCGCCCGCCCCACCCUCUCCCCCUUGUCCCACGCUUUCCCUCUUCCCCUACCCUCUCCCCUUUGUCCCACGCUUUCCCUACCGCCCCACCCUCUCCCCUUUGUCUUACGCUUUCCCUACCGCCCCACCCUCUCCCCUUUGUCUUACGCUUUCCCUACCGCCCCACCCUCUCCCCUUUGUCUUACGCUUUCCCUACCGCCCCACCCUCUCCCCUUUUGUCCUGCGCGUUCCCUCCCGCCUAACCCUCUCCCCACUGUCCCACGCUUUUCCUCCCCACCCUCUCCCUCUUGUCCUGUGCUUUCUCUCCUGCCCCACCCUCUUCCCCUUGUCCCACGCUUUCUCUUCCUCCUAACCCUCUCCCAUUUUCCCGCCCUUUCCCUCCCCACCCUCUCCCCUUUGUCCCUCGUUUUCCCUCCCCACCUCUCCCCUUUGUCCCUCGCUUUCCCUCCCCACCUCUCCCCUUUGUCCCUCGUUUUCCCUCCCCACCUCUCCCCUUUGUCCCUCGUUUUCCCUCCCCACCUCUCCCCUUUGUCCCUCGCUUUCCCUCCCCACCUCUCCCCUUUGUCCCUCGUUUUCCCUCCCCACCUCUCCCCUUUGUCCCUCGUUUUCCCUCCCCACCUCUCCCCUUUGUCCCUCGUUUUCCCUCCCCACCUCUCCCCUUUGUCCCUCGUUUUCCCUCCCCACCUCUCCCCUUUGUCCCUCGUUUUCCCUCCCCACCUCUCCCCUUUGUCCCUCGUUUUCCCUCCCCACCUCUCCACUUUGUCCCUCGUUUUCCCUCCCCACCUCUCCCCUUUGUCCCUCGUUUUCCCUCCCCACCUCUCCCCUUUGUCCCUCGUUUUCCCUCCCCACCCUCUCCCCUUUGUCCCUCGUUUUCCCUCCCCACCUCUCCCCUUUGUCCCUCGUUUUCCCUCCCCACCUCUCCCCUUUGUCCCUCGUUUUCCCUCCCCACCUCUCCCCUUUGUCCCUCGUUUUCCCUCCCCACCCUCUCCCCUUUGUCCCUCGUUUUCCCUCCCCACCUCUCCCCUUUGUCCCUCGUUUUCCCUCCCCACCCUCUCCCCUUUGUCCCUCGUUUUCCCUCCCCACCUCUCCCCUUUGUCCCUCGUUUUCCCUCCCCACCUCUCCCCUUUGUCCCUCGUUUUCCCUCCCCACCUCUCCCCUUUGUCCCUCGUUUUCCCUCCCCACCUCUCCCCUUUGUCCCUCGUUUUCCCUCCCCACCUCUCCCCUUUGUCCCUCGUUUUCCCUCCCCACCCUCUCCCCUUUGUCCCUCGUUUUCCCUCCCCACCUCUCCCCUUUGUCCCUCGUUUUCCCUCCCCACCUCUCCCCUUUGUCCCUCGUUUUCCCUCCCCACCUCUCCCCUUUGUCCCUCGUUUUCCCUCCCCACCUCUCCCCUUUGUCCCUCGUUUUCCCUCCCCACCCUCUUCUUCUUGUCCCACGCUUUCCCUCCCACUCCCACCCCUUCCUUCCUGCCAACAGGUAACUGACGACAUGGUGAGGCGAAUCGCUAUAGAUGCUCUCAGAGAUCCCCGCGAGGAGGAGGAAGAGGAGGAGGAGGAGAGGGGAGGAGGGAGUGGAGAGGAGGAGGAGACGGGGAAGAAGGUUAGUGGAGGGAAAUGGGUGACAGUGGGUGAAGGGGAGGAGGAAGAGAAGGAGGAGGAGGAGGUGGAGGAGAAAGGGGUCGAGCGGGAGAAGGAUGGGAACAGGCAUAUGGAGGAGGAGGAGAAGGGGGAUGGGAUAGCAGGUGAAGUCUCAGGUGAAAAACCAGGUGGGGCAGGUGCGGUUGAGGAAAACGGGAAGGUUGUGGCAGGGGGAGAGUCUGGGGGAAAGGGGGUGGUUGAGAUGAGUAAGGCAAUGAGUGGUGAGAGGAAGAGGAAGAGUAAGAAGAAGAAGAAACGGGCGGGAGCGGGAGGAGGGUUGUUGGGUGGAGGGCUGCUGGGGAUUGCUUAUGGGAGUGAUGAGGAUGAUGAUGAUGAUGACGAUGAGGAGGAGGAAGGGGAGGAGGAGGAAGAAGAAGAGGAAGAUGAGGAGAAAGAUGAGGAAGAAGAGGAGGAUACAGAAGAGAAGGAGGAGAGUGAGGUGGUAAGGGAUGCGAAGGAGAAAGGUGUUGAUGGUGGUGAAGGGGAUGGGAGUGCGGUGCAGAGGGAAGGAAGGGGGAGGGAGGAGCCAGUGCAUGCUGGUGCAUUGGAGGAGAGGCGGGAGGGGAAGGAUGGGGAAGAGAGGGAUGAAGAGGCGAAGAUAAGUGGCAUAGCGGAGGGAAGGCAGGAGGGAAGGGGAGAUGGGAGCAUGGGGCAGCAGGAGGGAGGGGAAGAGGUGCGCAGAGAGGGGGGUGAUGAGGGGGAGAGGGGGAGGAAAAGGAGCGGGGGCGAGAAUGAGGGGAUAGGAAGGGGGAAGAAGGUGGAGGAAGGGCGUGGGCGGGCGAGGGGAGAGGAGGAGGGAGGGGAGGAGGAAAGCAGGAAGGGAAAGACGAACAGGAGGAGUGAGGGGAAAGAUGAUAAGGAGAAGGAUGGGGAAAGUGAGGAGAGCGAGGGGAGGAAGAAAAAGAGGAGAGGGGAGCAUGAGAGGAAGGAGGGAAGUGAGAAUAGGCAUAGAGAAGAGAGAGAUAGGAAAGCGAAGAGGGAGGAUGAGGAAGAUGGGGAAGAGUCAGGGAGCAAGCACAAAAGCCGGGAGACAAGUGAGCCUGAGGGUAGGAAGAGGGCGAAAGAUAAGGAGAAGGAUAGAGAAAGGGAUAAAGAGAAGGAUGAUGGAAAAGAGAAGGAGAAGAGGAGUUCUAAGGGCGAGGAGAGGAGCAAAGAGAGGGAUGAGAGGAGGGGCAAGGAGAGGGAGAAGGAGAGGAGUGGUGAGAAGGAUGGGGACAGGGGGAAGGAGAGAGACAGGAAGGGGAAAGAGAGGAAGAGGGAUGGAGAUGAGGAGGGUAGUAGGGAUGAAAGCAGGGAGGAGGGUGGCAAGGAGAGGAAGGGAUCACAAGUUGAGAAGGAAAAGAAGGAGAAGGAGGAGAAGGAGAAGCGGAGGAGUAAGGAGAAGCGAGAUAGGAAAGACAAGUCUGAGAGCAGGAGUAAAGAGGAGAGCAAAGAGAAAAAAGGAAAAGCUGAUGAUAGUGACGACAGCAGCACUGAAGAGCGGGGCAAGCACGGGCGAUCGGAGAGAAAGAAAGAGGCAAGCAGGAAGGGCAGGCAUCGCAGCAAGUCGCGCUCGCGAUCCCGGUCCCCUCGACCCGAGCGCUCUUCCAGUGAUGGCGACGAGGAGGAGGAGGAUCGUGGCAGGCAUAGGAAGCAUGGGGGCAAGGACAAGGGGAGGGAGCGAGAGAGAGCAGAGAAGAGCGGCGAAAAGGAGGAGAGUAGGAGAGGGAGGGAGGAGAGGCGGGAGAAGGGAAGCAAGAGAGACAAGGAGAAGAGGAAGGAGAAGGAUGGGGGCAAGGGAGAGGGGCACGGGGAGCAGAGGAGGAGCAGGAGGAGGAGCCGCAGUCCCCCCUCUGGGCGGACUAGUCUGUCCUUCCUGUGCCGCCACUGCUUUCACGCAGAGCAGAGCUCGCUCCUCAGCAGGCCAGCUCCCCCAGACUGCGUGGUGGCACUUUCUCAGCACUUGCUCAGCCUAACAACCAACACCCCCCCCAUGCGCGGUGGCCUGUGGUCGGGUUUCCGGGUCUGCGGGUUCCCUUUCCCUCUCCCUCCCCCCACUUCUCUCUAUGGUUUCGAUCCUCCUCCCUGCAGGUACCGCUCUGAGCGAUAG
Molecule: messenger RNA, 6336 nt
Organism: Closterium sp. Yama58-4
Lineage: Eukaryota; Viridiplantae; Streptophyta; Zygnematophyceae; Desmidiales; Closteriaceae
Source: the annotation of a GenBank genome assembly